Messenger RNA from Fusarium verticillioides 7600, 777 nucleotides. RefSeq lists its product as hypothetical. The coding region runs from base 1 to 777 and encodes 258 amino acids. The transcript has a single exon. The record is from RefSeq and is a predicted model, not a curated record. Lineage: Eukaryota; Fungi; Ascomycota; Sordariomycetes; Hypocreales; Nectriaceae.
AUGUCUGAACUUCCAACUUACGAAAAACAACAAGAAUGGAGAGACAUCCAAUCCUUCCUCCCAGACCGUCUACACUUCACACCCGACCACUCUCCCACCGAAGAAGUAUGGCAUCACCGCGGCCACGCUCUCCACCUCGACAGAUGGCGCAACCCCUCCGCCCGCGCCAGAUUAAUAAUGCAUCACGGCAUGGGCACAAACGGCCGCAUGAUGUCAAUGCUUCUCGGCGUGCCCCUCCAUAAAGCAGGUUUCGAACUCGUCGCAAUCGACAUGCCUGGCUACGGCUGCACGGUUCCGAAAAAGGGGCAUGUUUGGGAUUAUGAGGAGUGGGUCAAUAUCGCGAGUGAGUUUGUUGAUUACGAGUAUGAGAAUGAUGAACGGCCUAUUGCACUUUAUGGACUAAGCGCUGGGGGUGGUUUGACUUUUCAUAUCGCGGGGAUGAAUGAGCGUGUUAGGGGCAUCGUGGGGAUGUGUUUUAUGGAUAUGAGGAUUCAGCUUGUCGCUGAUGCUGCGUGUCGGAAUCUCUUUAUGAGUCGUAUCGGUGAACCGAUGGGAAGGGGGAUGCACGCUCUCGGUCUAGGAUGGAUGUCGAUGCCAAUGUACAUCACCGGCCGAAUGUCAACACUGGUUAACAAUUCUCUAGCCUUGGCAGCUUGUAUGCGCGAUAACAGCUCUGCGAACGCUUGGGUAUCGAUGAGCUUCUUAUCGUCAUUUACGACGUAUAAACCUGCCAAGGAACCGAAAGAUUUUGAUACGUGUCCGAUUUUGUUGACGUAG